This is a messenger RNA of Microthlaspi erraticum, 468 nucleotides long. The record is from the annotation of a GenBank genome assembly. NCBI's taxonomy places the organism in Eukaryota, Viridiplantae, Streptophyta, Magnoliopsida, Brassicales, Brassicaceae.
AUGGAUUUCAUCAAGACCAGUUCCCUGCGUGCUCUGAUUGAGUUAACUUUCCAACGCAACUGGAAUGGCUUCAUUUGGAUGAGUAGAAAAGGAGUUAUAGCCAAAAGAGUGAAGGCUGCUCCAGACGGCCAUAUCGAGAAUCAGCGUCCGAACGCGCAGACCGGCUGGCCGAGGAACGAUGUUCCGCGCUCGGCCAAAACCGUAUUCCGUCCGACUGAAGUCUCGGCCAAAGUCCAAACCAUCCGGCCGAUCACGCAUCACGACCCGGGAAACAUUGUCCCGCGGUCGGCCAAGCAACGUCACGCCACACCGCGCACGACCAGCGCGCGAGCCGGGAAAAAGCCUCGCGGCCGCGCAACCCGUUCGCGUACCACGGCCGAUGCAUCCGUCCGAGCCGGGAAGAUCGUCCCACGUCCGGCCGAGAAACCAUCGGCCAAAUUCAUCCGCCGACCAGCCGGCCGACCGUGA